Myotis lucifugus (little brown bat) is the source of this 969-nucleotide messenger RNA. Its product is annotated as olfactory receptor 7A5-like. The coding region runs from base 1 to 969 and encodes 322 amino acids. Gene Ontology annotation, molecular function: G protein-coupled receptor activity; olfactory receptor activity. The record is from RefSeq and is a predicted model, not a curated record. Gene Ontology annotation, biological process: G protein-coupled receptor signaling pathway. The transcript has a single exon. NCBI's taxonomy places the organism in Eukaryota, Metazoa, Chordata, Mammalia, Chiroptera, Vespertilionidae. Gene Ontology annotation, cellular component: membrane.
AUGGUACAAGGCAAUGAUACCUCAAUUUCAGAAUUUAUUCUCCUGGGAGUUUCAGAAGAACCAGAACUGCAGCCCCUCAUGUUUGGGCUUUUCCUCUCCAUGUACCUGAUCACUGUGUUGGGAAACCUGCUCAUCAUCCUGGCCGUCAGCUCAGACUCCCACCUCCACACACCCAUGUACUUCUUCCUCUCCAACCUGUCCUUGGUAGACAUCUGUUUCACCUCCACCACCGUCCCAAAGAUGCUGGUGAACAUCCAGACACAAAGCAAAGUCAUCACCUAUGAAGGCUGCAUCACACAGAUGUAUUUUUUCAUACUCUUUGCAGUGUUGGACAACUUCCUCUUGACCGUGAUGGCUUAUGAUCGUUUUGUGGCCAUCUGUCACCCCCUGCACUACACAGUCAUCAUCAACCCCCGGCUCUGUGGACUGCUGGUUCUGGUGUCCUGGAUCAUGAGUGCCCUGUAUUCCUUGUUACAAAAUUUAAUGGUGUUGCGACUAUCCUUCUGUACAUGCUUGGAAGUUCCUCACUUUUUCUGUGAACUCAAUCAGAUUGUCCAACUUGCCUGUUCUGACACCUUUCUUAAUAAUAUGGUGAUAUAUUUUGGAGUUGUGCUGCUGGGUGGUGGUCCCCUUGUUUGUAUCAUUUACUCUUACUCUAAGAUAGUGUCCUCCAUACGAGGAAUCUCAUCAGCUCAGGGGAAGUAUAAAGCAUUUUCUACGUGUGCCUCUCACCUCUCAGUUGUCUCCUUAUUUUAUGGUACAAUCCUAGGAGUGUAUCUCAGCUCUGCUGCUACCCAAAGCUCACACUCAAGUGCAACAGCCUCAGUGAUGUAUGCCGUGGUCACACCCAUGCUCAACCCUUUCAUUUACAGUCUGAAGAACAAAGACAUAAAGGAGGCUCUGAAAAGAUUUGUUGGGAUGACAGACAUAAAAGGUCCAGUUGUCCUAGGGAUGAGGAAGUGCCCAUGA